Messenger RNA from Nematostella vectensis (starlet sea anemone), 1242 nucleotides. RefSeq lists its product as uncharacterized. Bases 1 to 1242 code for a protein of 413 amino acids. The transcript has 2 exons. NCBI's taxonomy places the organism in Eukaryota, Metazoa, Cnidaria, Anthozoa, Actiniaria, Edwardsiidae. The record is from RefSeq and is a predicted model, not a curated record.
AUGGCUUGGCCAGCCAGAGCCAAAACACUAGCAGAGAAACAGCGAAGAAACAGACUGGCUACCGCAGCCCAGAAAUGCUCGACCUUUACCUGUGGCUAUAAGCGUAGCUAUAAGCGUAGCUAUAAGCGUAGCUAUAAACGCAGCUAUGAGCGUAGCUAUAAGCGUGGCUAUGAGCGUAGCUAUAAGCGUGGCUAUAAGCGUAGCUAUGAGCGUAGCUAUAAGCGUGGCUAUGAGCGUGGCUAUAAGCGUAGCUAUGAGCGUGGCUAUAAGCGUGGCUAUAAGCGUGGCUAUGAGCGUAGCUAUGAGCGUAGCUAUGAGCGUAGCUAUAAGCGUGGCUAUGAGCGUAGCUAUGAGCGUAGCUAUGAGCGUGGCUAUAAGCGUAGCUAUGAGCGUGGCAAUAAGCGUAGCUAUGAGCGUGGCUAUAAGCGUGGCUAUAAGCGUGGCUAUAAGCGUGGCUAUGAGCGUGGCUAUAAGCGUGGCUAUGAGCGUAGCUAUAAGCGUAGCUAUAAGCGUAGCUAUGUGCGUAGCUAUGAGCGUAGCUAUAAGCGUAGCUAUAAGCGUAGCUAUAAGCGUAGCUAUAAGCGUAGCUAUAAGCGUAGCUAUGAGCGUAGCUAUGAGCGUAGCUAUAAGCGUAGCUAUAAGCGUAGCUAUGAGCGUAGCUAUGAGCGUAGCUAUGAGCGUAGCUAUGAGCGUAGCUAUGAGCGUAGCUAUGAGCGUAGCUAUGAGCGUAGCUAUGAGCGUAGCUAUAAGCGUAGCUAUAAGCGUGGCUAUAAGCGUGGCUAUAAGCGUGGCUAUAAGCGUGGCUAUGAGCGUGGCUAUGAGCGUGGCUAUGAGCGUAGCUAUGAGCGUAGCUAUGAGCGUAGCUAUGAGCGUAGCUAUGAGCGUAGCUAUGAGCGUAGCUAUGAGCGUAGCUAUGAGCGUAGCUAUGAGCGUAGCUAUGAGCGUAGCUAUGAGCGUAGCUAUGAGCGUAGCUAUGAGCGUAGCUAUGAGCGUAGCUAUGAGCGUAGCUAUGAGCGUAGCUAUAAGCGUAGCUAUAAGCGUGGCUAUGAGCGUGGCUAUAAGCGUAGCUAUGAGCGUAGCUAUAAGCGUAGCUAUGAGGGUAGCUAUGAGCGUAGCUAUAAGCGUAGCUAUGAGCGUAGCUAUAAGCGUUUCUAUGAGCGUGCUGUGAGCGUAGUUAUGGGCGUGGCUAUUCAACCUCAAUACUCCAUCCAAAUUAAAAUGUCUUUGUGCCAUGAUUUUUAA